AACCGUGGUAUUUGGAGGAGUGUUCCUCCACAUUGGCCACCACAUACAGUUCCGGAACACCGGGACAUGACAAGAGUAUUGCCUCGGCUGAUAUGGACGGCAAGCUGCGACCAGAUCAUAUAUGCACAGUUGAGCAUACAGGAACGUCGGCGUCAGCGCCCCUAGCGGCAGGAAUGUGCGCACUAGCAUUGGAAGCCAACCCUGAACUAACCUGGCGUGACAUGCAGUUCAUUGUGGUUCUAACCUCAAAAACGGCGCCUCUGGAAAAGGAAAACGGCUGGAUUACAAAUGGAAUCAAGAGGAAAGUUUCGCACAAGUUCGGCUACGGUCUGAUGGACGGGGAGGCGAUGGUGUCGCUGGCCGAACAGUGGAGUCCGGUGCCACCUCAGCACAUCUGCAAGUCGCAGCAAAUCAACGAGGAGCGACAGAUUGAAGCUGCAUACGGCUCACUGCUAGCAGUUUCCAUGGAAGUCAACGCAUGCUCUGGCACUCUUAACGAGGUCCGCUUCCUCGAACACGUCCAGUGCAAGAUAUCGCUCAGGUUUUUCCCGCGCGGCAACCUGCGCAUAACACUGACCUCACCAAUGGGCACCACCUCGACGCUGCUAUUCGAGCGACCACGUGACGUGGUGUCGUCCAACUUCGACGAUUGGCCAUUCUUGAGCGUGCACUUCUGGGGCGAGAAAGUGGAAGGUCGCUGGACGCUGCAGAUCUACAACGCAGGCAGUCGGCACGUCAAUCGACCUGGUAUUUUACAGAAGUGGCAGCUGAUCUUCUACGGCACCGCAACGAAUCCGAUCCGACUUCGGUCGCCGUCGCAACGCUCGCAGCAGCAGAAGACGACGACAUUCUCGUUCCCGUCUGCCGCAUUCCGAAACCUGCCCAACAUCUUCACUGAUUCAGAACCCCCACCAGGUGCCGCUAUAGGAGAGUCAAUGAGUAGCGCGACGGGCAGCCAGCAGGACAAUGACGUCACUCACGUACUGCACAACUGUGACCCAGAAUGUGACCCACAGGGCUGCUACGGGAAAGGAGCCACGCAGUGUGUCGCCUGCAAGCACUAUCGCUUAGACAACACAUGUGUGAGCAGAUGUCCGCCGCGCAGCUUUGCGAACCAGGAUGGCGUAUGCUGGCCUUGUCACGAAUCGUGUGAGACGUGUGCAGGCGCUGGCCUUGACUCAUGCCUCACGUGUGCUCCGGCUCACCUCAGAGUCACUGACCUCGCCGUCUGUCUUCAGAUCUGCCCUGACGGCUACUAUGAAAACACGGAGCAGGGCACUUGUAUACCUUGCGAGCCAAACUGCGCCAGUUGCCAGGAUAGAGCUGACCACUGCUCCACCUGCGAACACCACCUCGUCAUAUUUGAGAACAGGUGCUAUGCCGCCUGCCCGCUUUACACCUACGAGACCGACGAUUACAGAUGUGUGGCAUGCCACUCGUCGUGCGAGACAUGCAGUGGUGACGGAGUGGCGCAAUGUGUAACCUGCCGCAGUGGCCGUCUGUUCCUGGACGGCACGUGUCAUGCAGUGUGUCCUGACGGCUACUAUGGCGACAAAAAGCGACGAGAGUGCAUGACGUGUCCGCGUGGCUGCGCCACCUGCAACUCGGCCACGUGUCUCACGUGUCACGCCGGCUACACGCUUGACAAGAAGGCCCGCUGUGUCAAACAGGGCACUGCUCGGUGUGCGCCUUCGGAAUACUUUGGUGAGACCCGGUGCGAGACGUGCCACGCGACCUGCAACACGUGUGACGGCUCUCUGGCGGGAGACUGCCUCACUUGCGCAAGUCCGCUGCUGCUGGAAAACGCCACCUGUGUCGCUGCGUGUUCGCGCGGCUUCUACGCCGAUCCGACGCGUGCCGUGUGUGUGCCGUGUCUGCACGCGUGCACCCAGUGUGUGUCACGCAUCAACUGCACAGCCUGUCAACCGGGACUCCAUCUGCAGAGUGGACAGUGCCGUGCUACUUGCGCCAAUGGGUACUACAACGACGUGGGCACGUGCAGCAAAUGCUAUCUGUCGUGCAUGACGUGCAGUGGGCCGCGACGUGACCAGUGUGUCACGUGUCCCCAGGGCUGGCAGUUGGCGGCCGGCGAGUGUCACCCCGAGUGUCCACAGGGCUUCUUCAUGUCCCAAUAUGGCUGUCAGAAGUGCCAUCACUACUGUCACACCUGCAAGGGGGAGGGCCCGCUACAGUGCACAUCUUGCCCGCCGCAGUCAAUGUUGGAUGGAGGCUUGUGCCUGGCAUGCCUUGGCUCGCAGUACUACGACCCGCCCACGCAGCUGUGCAAAGCCUGUGACAGCGGCUGCAAGACCUGCUCUGGUGCCGGGCCUUUCUCCUGUCUGUCCUGCACCUUCCCGCUGCAUCUCGACAAACUCAACAACCAGUGUGUGCCCUGCUGCACCCGCCAAAGCCAGCAGAACUGCUGCUCCUGCGACAAGGACACUGGUGAAUGUCACAACUCAUCACCAGCUGGGAAGAGACGUAUCACUGUGGAGCAUGAUAUCGAUGAAAUCCAACUGCAAGCGGCCAGUUUGAGAGGAGAGAUGCCGCUUCAGUCAAAUUCGCCCUCCACUUCUUUCUCAUCAGAGUUUUCUCUCACGCAGCAGCUGACCAGUGGCAAUGCAAUAAUCGUUUUAUGCGCCUGCGCACUAAUUCUAAUGGUCGCCAUUGUUGUCAGUGUACAGUUGAAAUCGGAGUCACCAGGAAGGGGCUACUCAAAAAUUCCACUGCGCAUACAUAACGAAGGAGAUGACUGCCUUAGCAAGCUGCAGACCGACCAACAGAAAGCAUUACUUGACGAAGAAACAAGCUGUGCGAGUGAGAGGGAGGAUCUGCUUCCCAACAAUGUUCGCUUCAGUCCCAACCAACGAUGAACAACAACAACCAGACUUGAAUUUAGGUUAAGUUUGUAUGGAAAAAAGUGAGAAACUCUUAUUUUUACGUAACAUUUCAAUGUUAAGAUUUCGAAGAAUCUAAAUUUCAGGUGAGGUUAUUUUUCAAAAACCGAACCUCCUCUCUUUCUUAAGGUAGGCGCACACAGAUCGUCAUCGGACGGACGGCACGCAUCGGACGAUUAGAUUUGAUGCAUUGUUUUCAAUUGGAGUGCGCAUAUCUAUCCGCAUCCGUAUAGGUAUGCACACUCCAAUUGAAAACAAUGCA
Molecule: messenger RNA, 3159 nt
Organism: Nilaparvata lugens (brown planthopper)
Lineage: Eukaryota; Metazoa; Arthropoda; Insecta; Hemiptera; Delphacidae
Product: furin-like protease 2
Exons: 14
Coding region: 93-2873 (926 amino acids)
Biological process (GO): protein processing
Cellular component (GO): Golgi membrane; trans-Golgi network
Molecular function (GO): serine-type endopeptidase activity
Source: RefSeq, a predicted model, not a curated record